GGGAUUAUUCCAUCUUAGUGUGAAAAAAGAUAGAAAGUGUCAAUGAGCCCAAGAACCAAACUACUAUAAGAACCAUCCCUCUCCUCAUUUUUUCCACUUAUCUCAAAACAAAACUCCCUAUCACCCCAUGGAACAACAUCAAUCUCCUACUACUUUCAACAACAACAAGCAAACAUCUUCUUCAUCUCUCACAAAAAGACCAAUAACCUUAACAUCAUCAAAACAAGAAACCAAUCACAAAAAAAACAAGAAAAUUGAUGGCUCAAAACACCCUUUAUACCACGGUGUUCGAAGACGUAGCUGGGGAAAAUGGGUGUCUGAAAUUCGUGAACCGAGGAAAAAAUCAAGAAUUUGGCUAGGUACUUUUGCUACACCUGAAAUGGCUGCCAGGGCACAUGAUGUUGCUGCAAUUGCCAUUAAAGGUCACGUAGCCUUACUCAAUUUCCCUGAAUUAGCACAGCAAUUCCCUAAACCAGCUUCGAAGUGUGCUAAAGAUGUUCAAACUGCAGCCGCGAAGGCUGCAGCUUUGGAUAUUUCUCCAAGAAAUAGUAUGGAAGUGCCCUGUUCUCCUUACGGAGAAACAGAGUCAACAGAAUCAUCUCUAGGAAGUAGCAAUGAUGAUCCUUUUCUUGAUUUGCCUGAUCUUCUUAUGGAUCUUACUCAAAAAUUUGAUGAAGUUUGUCACUAUAAUUCAUCAUGGGAUUUGGCUGGAGCUGGAUCUGGAAGCAAUGAUUCCUGUGAAUUUUGGCCUGAAGAAGAUCUCUACUUGUUGGAUUACAGCCAUGAAACAGCACUCGAAGUUCCACAGCUGCAAUAAUAUAAUUUUCCGACAAAAGGAAUUCAACUGAAUUGAUGCACGAACAUAUAUUAAAGGUCUCUAUUUGUGAGAUUACAGUGAUGAAUUAUUCAAGUCUCGUCACAGACCUAUGAAAGAUUAAAAAAAAUGGUUUACAGUCAACCAAAGAUAUUGGAUACAAGGCGUAGAGGGAAAAAUCGACUGUGUGCUUGUUGUUAAGCUUAUCAAUAAGGAUCACUUCCUGAAGGCUAUUAUUGAAGAUUGCAAAUAUUUAUUGAAAGUUAACAAGGUCAGAAUUACACAUACAUUGAAGGAGGCAUACUAUUUAGCAAACGAAAGACACAAGCAUCAUAAAGAAGAUUUGCAAAUCUACGAUCGUGAUAGAUUUAAGUCAUGUAGCGUAUGGACAAUUUUAAUUUUUUCUAGUCUUUUCUGAUGUACCAAAAUAAAAUAAAGUAGGGAAUUGACAGUAAUCUUUGUAUUUUGGCUCAUUAUAAACAACUGAUGAAUAAAUUGUUUAAUUGAUUUUACUUUUA
Molecule: messenger RNA, 1332 nt
Organism: Capsicum annuum
Lineage: Eukaryota; Viridiplantae; Streptophyta; Magnoliopsida; Solanales; Solanaceae
Product: ethylene-responsive transcription factor ERF039
Exons: 1
Coding region: 128-817 (229 amino acids)
Biological process (GO): regulation of DNA-templated transcription
Molecular function (GO): DNA-binding transcription factor activity; DNA binding
Source: RefSeq, a predicted model, not a curated record